Messenger RNA from Rhododendron vialii, 2669 nucleotides. RefSeq names its product transcription factor SRM1-like. The transcript has 3 exons. Bases 1378 to 2373 code for a protein of 331 amino acids. The record is from RefSeq and is a predicted model, not a curated record. Lineage: Eukaryota; Viridiplantae; Streptophyta; Magnoliopsida; Ericales; Ericaceae. Gene Ontology annotation, molecular function: DNA binding.
ACAGCUCUCUCCCUCUCUCUCUCUCUCUCUGCUGACUGCUGAUCAGGUAAGUAUCCCCAUCUUUGUAGAUUUUACUCUCUCCUUCUCUCUGAUCUAAGUAUCCCCAUCUUUGGCUAGAUUUUACUCUCUCUCUCUCUGCUGAUCAGGUAAGUUUCUGCAUCUUUGGCUAGAUUUUACUCUCUCUCUCUCUCUCUCUCUCUCCCUGCUGAUCAGCUAAGUAUCCCAUCUUUGGCUAGAUUUUACCAAUGUCUAUUUUAAUCUGCAAAAAACUUUGCACAAGUUGAGGUUUGCUAUCAGUAGUUCAGCAACCCACCAUUUCUACUUCAGUCAAAUCCACCCAUAUUCAUCAUCUCUCGCAUCCAUCGAUCUAACACCAAAUCAACACUCAUUCACAGUCAAUUACCUCAUAAACUCAUGUGGGUUUCCUCUUGAAAAAGGCAAUUAGAGCAUCAAAGAAACUCAACUUCCAAACCCCAGAAAAGCCUAACUCCGUCAUUGCAUUCUUCUGUAACCAUGGCUUAACCGAAACCCAAGCCUCAAAUCUCAUCAGGAAGGUCCCCCAUGCCCUUUUGUCCAAUCCAGAGAAAACCCUUUUGCCCAAGCUCGAUUUUUUCAAAUCUAAAGGCGUUUCAAGUGCGGAUGGCCGGUGCUUCUUAAAAAAAGCUUUAGAAAACCAAAUCAUUCCAGUUUUUUUAUUUUGUUAAGGAUUUGGUUGGAUCCGAGGAGAGAAUGUUAUCUGCUGUUAAAUAUGCUGCAGGGCUGCUUUUGGUUGAUCUUGAGACUUGCAUGGCGCCCAAAUUGGUUUCUCUUCCUGCCAACACUAGAAUUACAUUGCCCCCACAACUCGCAGAAUCCUUAUAACGAGGCAAAGGGACAUGACCUGCCUCAAUUGCAUGGAUAUCUUCAACUAAAAUCCCAUAAUGGUCUUUAAUCUCCUCGAUUGUUUUCCCAGGGACCAUUGCUGCAGUCUUCUCCCAUCGAUCAAUUGAAUCCUUGCAAUAGACAAGGAAAAUUCAAACGCCUUGUCCUGGGAAAAUUCAAGACAAGGAAGUAUCUAUGGUUUGACAGUGUCCGAGGACAAGAUCAUGAGAGUGAUGGACUUCUUGUUCAAUGAAAUGGGCUUAGAUUCUUCGUUUGUUUUAGAAAGGCCACAACUAUCAUCAUUGAGCUUCGAGAAGAGGAUUUUACAGAGAACUUUUGUUUAUCAAGCAUUGCAAGCAAAAGAUCAGACCAAGAAAACAAAUAUUAGCUUGACAUUGAUGCUGGAGUCUCCUGAAAAGUUGUUCAUAAAGAAGGUUGUGAAUUGGACAGAGGAAGAAGCUCCUGAGCUAUUGAAGUUAUACAAGGAAAAGUCGGCACUUGCAAGAUAAUUAGGAUAUGGGUCCUGUUAUUUGCUUCCUUAAAUUUAACUUUUGCGGUAUCCAUGCAGGAAUUGCCAUUACAACAGGUGUCCAUCGUAUGGAAGGGAAAAUUGGAGAAAGUAAAGCUAUCGUCGGUUACAUAAUGGAGUAUUUGUGGUCCUGGUUUGCAAUUGUGAUUGAGCUUGUGAGCUUCAUCUUUCCCUUCGUCGAAGUUUUCAUUAUCAGACCUAAAAUGGCAUGCAAUAGCUCCUCCUGGACUAGAGAGCAGGACAAGGCGUUUGAGAAUGCCCUAGCAAUCUAUUGCAAGGACUCAAUUAAUCGAUGGGAGAAGAUUGCUGCAAUGGUCCCUGGGAAAACAAUUGAGGAGAUUAAAGACCAUUAUGGGAUUUUAGUUGAAGAUAUACAUGCAAUCGAGGCAGGUCAUGUCCCUUUGCCUCGCUACAAGGAUUCUGGGAGUCGUGGGGGCGAUUCUAGUGGUGGUAGGAAGGGGAACCAAUUUGGGAAAAAGCAAAGCAAUUCCUGCCAAGGAGGGAUGCCAUCUAGUUUAGAUCAAGACCGGAGGAAGGGAAUAGCUUGGACUGAAGAGGAACAUAGGUUAUUUCUUCUGGGCUUGGACAAAUACGGAAAGGGUGACUGGCGUAGCAUAUCCCGGAACUUUGUGCUAACCAGGACACCAACACAAGUGGCCAGCCAUGCUCAGAAAUAUUUUAUUCGCCUAAGUUCUGUAAAUAAAGGAAGGAGGCGAUCAAGCAUCCACGACAUAACCAGUGUCGAUGGAGGAGACUCAUCAACUCCACGAGGGCCAAUCACAGGGCAAUCCAGUAGAAGUGAAAAUCCAACAGCUCUGAGCGAUCCUGGUGUUAGCAAGUAUGUACCGCCAACUAUAGUCGAAUCAAGCAACAACUUGCUUAUUCCACCAGCUGAAAUUCCAGAGGAUGUUGGUUCCCCAGUAGAGUUGUUGUAUGAUGUUGGAGCACCAAUUCCGAAUCAUGCGUUUCUGCUUCCUCCGUGAACGUCAUCUCUCCAGUGACUUCAUCUCAAGCAGGUUAUUUAAGUAUAACUAAUAGUAUGUUUGUAUUUAGAUAUUAUGUCUGAAGUACUUGUAAUUUUCUACCCGGGAUUGGCAAACACUAUAGAGUAGCGUAUACCGGGUAAAAUUGUUCCUUUUCUGUUUUUCGUUUUUGAAAUUCGAGCUCUUAUGUACUGCUAUGAUGGGUAAAGAGCUUGAUUAUGAAUUGGACAAAUCACAAAUCUCUAUAUUUUCUCUAGUUUUGAAAGGUUCAUAAAUUUCGAGUAUGAUUACCGGAG